Plasmodium relictum is the source of this 2025-nucleotide messenger RNA. RefSeq names its product conserved Plasmodium protein, unknown function. The transcript is spliced from 4 exons. The record is from RefSeq and is a predicted model, not a curated record. Lineage: Eukaryota; Apicomplexa; Aconoidasida; Haemosporida; Plasmodiidae. The coding region runs from base 1 to 2025 and encodes 674 amino acids.
AUGCCACUAAAGUAUAGUUCUGAUCAAUUAAUUCAAAUAAAAUGUUCCUAUAUAAUAGAUAAAUAUAAAAAAAAACUAAAAAAGUUGAAAGAUUUUAAAAAUGAAUUGAAGUUGUCUUUUGAAAAAAAAAGCAAAGCAUAUUAUGUUGAUAAAUAUUUACUUAAUAAAGAAAAAGAAGAACUAUACAAAGAGUUCAAUAAAAAAAAAGAACUAGAAUUGAAAUCAUUAGAGAGAAAGAAGGAACUUUAUAAUAGCUAUUUUACAGAUAUAUUUUUAUAUGAACAAGAAUAUUAUCAAUGUAUAUAUAAAGUAUUCAAAAAUUUGUUAUUAAAAAAAGAAGAAAUUGAUGAAAAAGAAAAGCACGUGAUUAAAUUACAUGAGCAUGCAUAUAUGAUGUUUUCUGAUCAAAAUAUUAAUAAGCCAUUAGAAAAAUAUAAUAAAAAAAAAAGAGUCAAUAAUACAGAAAAAUAUAAUAAUAAAAAAAAUAUAGAUAUAGAUAAUUUAUGUAAUAUAAAUAUAAAUGAGAUUUAUGAAAGUAUUAUACAUGAUGAUCUUGAUACAGACAUGUAUACAUAUAGUAAUAGUAAUAAUUAUUUGUGUAAAUCAAAAAAGGAAAAUUAUCCAAAUGAGAAAUUUUCAAAGAUAAAUAAUGUCGUUCCGUACUUCAAUGAAUAUGUUGAUUCUCUUAAUGAAACUUGUGAUGGUUCAGCUAAGAAUUAUGAAAAAAAUAUUGAUAAAAAAGAAAAUACAAAUGUGGGAAGUGAUUAUCCAGAAAAUUACUAUGAAUACAGAGAACAAGAAAAGGAAAAAGAAAAAGAGGAGAAGAUAGAACCAGAAAUAGAAGUAUAUAUAGAGAAAAAUAAAAAAGAGUUUGAUUUUAAAAGAAAAAAUUCUUAUGAAAAGGAACAAGUGAAAGCCGAAGAAAAAGAACAAAAUGAAAAAAAAGAAGAAAACGGGGAAGAAAUAAAAGAUACAUUUUUUGAAUAUAAGGAAGAAAAUAAUGAUGAUUCUAAAAAGUGGAAAGAAAAUUAUAUGAAGAAAAAUGAAAGAAAAAAAAAAGAAAUUAAUUAUAGUAAAACAGAAGAUAUAAAAAAAUAUAUAAAUGUAUACGAUGACAAUAAAAAUGAAGAUGAGAACAUUAAUGAAGAAAUAAAUGAAAACAAGAAAAAAGAAUAUAUAAUUCAUAAACAAAAAGAAAAAGAAAAUGAUAUUUUAAAUUGUUUUAUUUCAAGCAAUAAUUAUGAAUACAUAAAAAAUGAAAAUGGAGAUAAAGAAAUCUUAUAUAAUGAUGAAAGUAUAGAAAAUUAUACAACUACAUUUGAUUCAAAUAUCUUAAAUGAUCAAAUAAAUAAAGAUAUAGAGGAAAGCAAUAUAUAUACAAAAAAAAAAGAUAAUGAAGAAAAUGAAAGAAAUGAAAAUGAAGAAUUAGAUGAAGUAAUAGAAAAUAAUAUAAUUUUUAAUAUAUCUAGUUAUUUCAGUGGAAAUUAUGAGACAAAUGAUAAUGAAAAGGAAGAUAUAAUUCUUGAAGAAGAUAACAUAUUAAAUAAUGCUAAUUUUGAUGAAAGCAAAAUUAAAAUUGAAUACGAUAUAUUAAAAGAAGAUACCUUAUAUAAAAAUGAUAUUAUAAGAAAUAACAGUAUGCCUGAAAAUAUUGAAUUAAAUAUUUCACAUGAAGAAGAAACAAAUAAUUUUUUGAAAGAAUACAGCAAAGAUUGUGAUGAAUAUAAAUAUAUAAACAAUCUGAAUGAAAGCAAAGGAAGUGAAUCAAAAGAAUUUCAAAAUUUUAAUAAUUAUAAAAAUGAAAAUAGCGUACAAAUUGAAAAAAUGAAUACACUUGAAGAUUAUGCAGAAGAACAAGUGAAUAUAAUAAAUAUGGAAAACAGUAAUAAUUUCAUGUGCAUUGAAAAUAACAUAGAAAAAAAAGAUUCAUUUAAAACUAAUGAUAGAAAAAAAUCUGAACUAAAAAAUAUUCAAGAAUUAAUUAAUUACAUGAGUCAUCAUAUAAAAAAAAGUAAUAACACUUAA